AUGCCCUCGGCUCCUGCACCUAUCGUCGUCCUCGGCGCAGGCAUCAUCGGCCUGACCACCGCCGUGCGACUGCUCGAGUCCGCCCCUGUACGCAAGGGCAAGAUCCCGGUCCAUGUCAUCGCGGACCAUCUCCCCAAUGACCCGCUUGACGCGCGGUAUGCUUCAACAAUAGCCGGAGCCCAUCAUCUGAGCUUUGCGGAUGAUUCGGAUACGCGCCAGUCCAAGGCGGAUCGGAGGAGUGAGCCUGCGUUCGAGGUGAUGUAUGAUGAGUGGCGGAAAGAGGGGGAGAAGACGGGUCUGAUGCUGCUCAAACAGACCGAGUUCUAUGUGGGGACGAAGGAGCAUCUGAAGAUAUAUGAGCAGCAUCCCGAUUUCAUCAUCAACUCCGUAGGGGAUAUGAAGCUCUCAUUCCCCGCCGACCACUCUAUCGCCUUUACAUCCCUUACCAUGACGCCCCUCACGUACCUCAACCGUCUCCUUGCACGGAUCUCCAGCCUCGGCGGGCGGAUACACCGGGCGCACCUCCCCUCCCUCUCCCAUCUCUCACACACCGGCAUCACCUCCCUCAUCGGGUCCGCCCCGAGUACCGUUAUCGUAUGCACUGGACUCGGAAGCAUCUCGCUCGGCGGCGUCGAAGAUACGACUGUCUAUCCUACUCGGGGCCAGGUAGUCAAAGUCCGAGCACCAUGGGUCCGGAAUGGUUUCACUCGGCAGCUUGGAAGUCUGGACGGCGGAGAGGGCGGCGAGCGGACGUAUGUCAUCCCCAGACCGGACGGGGAGGUGAUACUAGGUGGAACGAGAGAGGAGGGGGAUUGGUACCCCUAUCCCAGGGAAGAGACGAGUAGGGAUAUACUCCGGCGCGCUCUCGAGAUCUGCCCGGAUCUACAGCCGGCCCAUCAGGUAGCGCCUGCUCUAGCGGUGUCCGGUCCGCCUUCGCCGGAGAAGGUCGAUGAGAUGAAGACGGGAGAGGAGGGCGCGCUGGAUGGGAUGGUCGUCACUCACUUGGUGGGGUUCAGGCCAUCGCGGAAGGACGGAGUCAGGCUGGAGCGAGGGCCAGAGGUGAAGCUGGAGACCGGUGAGAGGGUCAAGGUAGUUUACAAUUAUGGGCAUGGAGGUGCCGGAUGGCAGUGCUGCUGGGGGUAUGCAGAGAGCGCGGUGGAUCUCGUACUGGCUGAUCUGCCGGCUCAAGCAAAGCUGUGA
Molecule: messenger RNA, 1200 nt
Organism: Dioszegia hungarica
Lineage: Eukaryota; Fungi; Basidiomycota; Tremellomycetes; Tremellales; Bulleribasidiaceae
Exons: 3
Coding region: 1-1200 (399 amino acids)
Molecular function (GO): D-amino-acid oxidase activity; FAD binding
Source: RefSeq, a predicted model, not a curated record